AUGGUCGCCAUCAAAGGCAUGGGAGGCGUCCUUGGCUGGUUGUUCUCAAUCCAAGCGUCUCUGAGCCAAGACAAGACCAACGGAAAAUCCCCUCUUGGCACUUUGAAUGCUGCCAAGCUGCCACUCUUUAUGAGAAACAACCCGCUCCCCAACGGCUUUCCCUGGGGCAAGCUUUCCGCCGAUGGCACCAACUACUACAAGGAGUGGCCCAAUACCGGCGUCACCCGCAAGUACGACUUCACCGUCAGCCGCGGUGUGAUCGCCCCUGAUGGCUACGAGCGCAAGGUCCUGCUCGUGAACGGUGCCUUCCCCGGCCCUACUAUUGAGGCCAACUGGGGUGACUGGAUCGAGGUGACGGUCACGAACAACAUCACCGAUGGCCCUGAGGGAACCGCGCUCCACUGGCACGGAUUCAGACAGCAGAACACCCAGUGGGAAGAUGGUGUCCCGGCUAUCUCCCAGUGCCCGAUUGCUCCCGCCAAGACCUACACUUACAGGUUCCAGGCGACUCUGUACGGAACUACUUGGUAUCACUCUCACUACUCCUCUCAAUACGCUGGUGGCUUGUUCGGACCCAUGGUCAUCUAUGGCCCUGCUAAAUCUCAGCCUGAGAUUGAUCUUGGCCCUAUUAUGCUCUCUGAUUGGUACCACAAGCAAUACUUCGAUCUCAUUGAGGAAAUCUUGCAGGUUAAUGGCAGUGGCUUGGUCUUCUCGGACAACAACCUGAUCAACGGCAAGGGUAACUUCAACUGCUCCACCGUUGCGACUGGAGAUAACACCAAGUGCACCAACAAUGCCGGUAUCUCCAAGUUCAAGUUCCAGACCGGCAAGACCCACCGCCUCCGUCUCAUCAACUCCGGUGCCGAGGGAACCCAGCGCUUCUCCAUCGACGGACACACCCUCACCGUCAUCGCCAACGACUUUGUUGAGGUCGAGCCCUAUGACACAAAGGUUGUCACCCUCGGUAUUGGCCAGAGAACCGACGUCCUUGUCAAGGCCAACGCCGACAACAGCAACCCCAGGGGUGCCUACUGGAUGCGUAGCAACAUCACCAGCUGCAGUCUUAGCACCCAGCCCCUCGCCCUUGCUGCCGUCUACUACGAUCUGGCCGACCAGUCCAAGGCGCCCACCAGCAGUGCCUGGAACGUUCCUGACCCCGGCACCUGCGUCAACGAUGACCUCGCUCUCACCAAGCCCGUCAUGAAGCUCAAGCCGGCCAACGUCCCCGUCACCAGGACCAUGGAAAUCAAGGUCUUCCGCAAUGACUCUGGUAUUGUUCAAUGGUCGCUUGGCGGCGUUGACUUCCGCGGCAACUUCAACGACCCCACGCUUCUUCAGGUCAACAAGGGUGAUUUGACCUUUGAAAAUGACUGGAACGUCCAGAACUUUGCCAAUAACGGCAGCGUUCGCAUUGUCGUCAGCAACAACAGCCCUGCAGCUCAUCCCAUGCAUCUCCACGGUUUCAACAUGUACAUCCUCCACGAGGGUGACGGCCUGACAUGGGACGGAACUAUCACCAACCCCGAGAACCCUCAGCGUCGUGACGUUCAGCAGGUUCGUGCCGGCGGCCACAUGGUCAUGCAAUUCGACUCCAACGAGAACCCUGGUGUCUGGCCCUUCCACUGCCACAUUGCCUGGCACGCAUCCGCCGGUCUCUUCUCUCAGUUGCUGGUUCAGCCCGAGAAGGUCAAGCAGCUCCGCAUUCCUUCCGCCGUCGCUGAUGUCUGCAAGGAUUGGUCUGCCUGGACCCAGAGGAACAUUCCUGAGGUCAUUGACAGCGGUCAGUAG
Molecule: messenger RNA, 1788 nt
Organism: Colletotrichum abscissum
Lineage: Eukaryota; Fungi; Ascomycota; Sordariomycetes; Glomerellales; Glomerellaceae
Product: multicopper oxidase
Exons: 4
Coding region: 1-1788 (595 amino acids)
Molecular function (GO): copper ion binding; oxidoreductase activity
Source: RefSeq, a predicted model, not a curated record